AUAUAUCGUCGUAUUGCGGGUAUCGCGAAUUUUGAAGUACCAUUAUGCACGGUUAAGGAAAAAGAUACUUCAUAGUUAUCGCCUAUAACAUAUACUUGAUCUAUAAUCGUAAUUUAAUAUUAAGAAUUGUUCAAAAGAUAGACAUGCGUUACGAUAGGAAUAACAACUUACCUCGAGAACGAUUACACACAUACUACAUCCAGCAGAGAAGAGAGGCAAUCUCAUUUGUGUAUAUGUGCUUAUUAUAUUGUAAAUAAACAGGCAGGAUAUAUCGGUCGAAUCAUCGAAAGGACAAUUAGUACAUUGUGACGUCUUAUAACGAUGCCGUUAAAUAGAUACUAUGUGUUACAAAGAAGACUGUGUUACUUUGGGUCACGUGAUAUUGCAUCGUAAGAAAAAAAAGUUAAUACACAUAAGCUAAUGAAAGUAGAUUUAAGAUAUUUACAUAUCGUCGAAAAAAAAGCAACGUAUAAGACGAACAAAAAUAAAAAACAUUACUAUUAAUAUCUCUUAACAAAGAGGGUUAAACGAUUGUCAAAAAAAAAAAAAAAGAAAAAAAAACAUUGAAGUACGCGUAUAUACAAUAUUGUGAUUAUCGAAAGAGUAUGAGGUUGGAGGAGAUGCCAUUGCGGCUCAGUUCGGAUGAGCGGGACUUUGAAAUGGACGAAGAAACGGACUAUCUUCUCCAACCUCCUGAGGAUAGUAUACGACUUUUGACCUCUAGAAGACGACGAUUUAAUAAUUGUUCGAAGUUCCUUAAAACUGGUUUGUGCGGAUGUUGUACAUGGAUGUGGAGAAGAUGUUGCAGAGAAAGAGAAUUAAGAGCAAGAGUUAUUCAUAUUGGUCAGCCCAUGUAUGAUAAAUUUCCUACAAAUGUCAUAAGAAAUCAGAAAUACAAUGUUGUUACUUUCUUACCUAUGGUCCUCUUUCAACAGUUUAAGUUCUUUCUUAAUCUAUACUUUUUGCUUAUGGCAAUAUCUCAAUUUAUACCAGAUAUAAGAAUAGGAUAUUUGUAUACAUAUUGGGGACCAUUAUGUUUCGUUUUGACCGUCACGAUCUGUCGAGAAGCUGUAGAUGAUUUCAGAAGAUACAAAAGAGAUAAGGAAGUCAAUGCUCAAAAAUAUCAAAGAUUGGUAAAAGGUUUGGAUAUACCAGAAUUAGUUCCAAGUUCUAAAUUACGAGUUGGUGAUUUGGUUAUAGUAGAAAAAGGUCAAAGAGUACCAGCAGAUUUAGUACUAUUACGUACAACAGAAAAGUCUGGUGCAUGCUUUGUAAGAACCGAUCAAUUAGAUGGAGAAACAGAUUGGAAAUUAAGAUUGGCAAUACCAGCAACUCAAAAAUUAGAAAAUCAUUCUCAAUUGUUUGAUAUAAAAGCAAGUUUAUAUGUUGAAAAACCUCAAAAAGAUAUUCAUAGUUUCAUCGGUACAUUUACCCGUUAUGAUGGAUAUAGCAGUGAAGAAAGUUUGGGAGUUGACAAUACUUUAUGGGCUAAUACCGCUGUAGCAUCUGGAUCAGCACUUGGAAUAGUCGUUUAUACUGGACAAGAAACAAGAUCUUUAAUGAAUCAUUCUGCACCAAGAUCCAAAGUUGGUUUGCUUGAUCAAGAGAUAAAUCAAUUGACUAAGGUCCUAUUUUGUGCAGUUAUUGGGCUUGCAUUGGUCAUGAUGUGUUUAAAGGGAUUCAAUGGCCCUUGGUAUCGUUAUAUGUUCCGUUUUGUUUUAUUGUUUUCUUAUAUUAUACCAAUCAGUUUACGAGUAAAUUUGGAUAUUGGAAAAGCAUUUUAUGCUUGGUGUAUACAACGAGAUAAAGACAUUGCUGGUACAGUUGUAAGAACAACUACAAUUCCAGAAGAACUUGGUCGUAUAUCCUAUCUACUGAGUGAUAAGACUGGAACAUUAACGCAAAAUAUAAUGGUUUUUAAAAAAUUACAUAUGGGGACAAUAUCGUAUUCUCAGGAAACAUUUGAUGAAGUAACAUCUGUAUUAAAAUCCUGCUAUACUACUAUGGAAAAUUCUCCAACAAAACCACCCGUGCAUAGCGGAAAAAUGAGAAGAUCUGAAAGUACGAGAAUUUAUGAUGCGGUACAUGCUUUAGCAUUAUGUCAUAAUGUUACACCAGUUUAUGAUGAAAUUAGUGCAACUACUAAUUUGGAUUCAGUGAGUGUAGAAACAGGAGAGACUGGAGAUUCUGGUUCUGUUCAGAGUCAAGCAGAAGCUGAUCAGCAUUAUUACUUGCCUGAACAAAAACGUAAUUACCAAGCUUCAAGCCCGGACGAGGUGGCAUUAGUAAAAUGGACAGAAGAAGUGGGAUUAGCUUUGGUCAAACGCGAUCUGAAUUCCAUGCAGUUGAAAGCUCCAAAUGGAAAAAUAUUAAAUUAUACUAUAUUACAGAUAUUUCCAUUCACUUCUGAAACAAAAAGAAUGGGUAUAAUAGUCAAAUCAGAAGCCACCUCAGAAAUUGUAUUUUAUUUGAAAGGUGCAGAUGUUGUUAUGUCUGGGAUAGUACAGUAUAAUGACUGGCUAGAAGAAGAAUGUGGUAAUAUGGCACGUGAAGGCUUAAGAACACUGGUUGUAGCAAAAAAAAAUUUGACAGAAGAACAAUACCUUGAUUUUGAAACAAAAUAUAACGCUGCAAGAAUGUACGUUAGUGAUCGUGUUUCAAGAGUUACAGCUGUCGUUGAAAGUCUUGAACGUGAAAUGGAAUUAUUGUGUGUAACUGGCGUAGAAGACAAACUCCAAAAUGGAGUAAGAACAACAUUGGAGUUAUUAAGAAAUGCAGGAAUUAAGGUCUGGAUGUUGACUGGCGACAAAUUAGAAACAGCAACGUGUAUAGCAAAAUCUUCUUUAUUGGUUUCACGUACGAAAGGACUUCAUGUUUUUAAAUCUGUUCUUACGCGAACUGAUGCGCAUUUAGAACUAAAUACUUUCCGUAAAAAACAAGAUUGUGCCUUAGUUAUCAGUGGUGAUUCAUUAGACGUAUGCUUACAAUAUUAUGAACAAGAAUUUUUGGAACUUGCAUGUGGGUCACCUGCUGUUGUUUGUUGUCGUUGUUCACCCACACAAAAAGCUGAUGUUGUCAGUCUAAUACAAAGACACACCGGUAAAAGAACAGCUGCUGUUGGUGACGGAGGUAAUGACGUAUCUAUGAUACAAGCUGCUGAUGCCGGUAUUGGUCUCGAAGGUCUUGAAGGACGUCAAGCCUCAUUAGCUGCAGAUUUUUCUAUCUCACAAUUUAAUCAUCUUUCUCAUUUACUAUUAGUUCACGGUAGAAGAAGUUAUAAACGAUCAGCUGCAUUGAGUCAAUUUGUAAUUCAUCGAGGUUUAAUUAUUUCAACAAUGCAAGCUGUAUUUUCAGCUGUAUUUUAUCUUUCUUCAGUUGCCUUAUAUCAAGGUUUUCUUAUGGUUGGAUAUGCUACAAUCUAUACAAUGUUUCCUGUUUUUUCUUUGGUAUUAGAUAAAGAUGUGUCAGGAAAAAUUGCACUUACUUAUCCAGAGCUUUAUAAAGAACUCAGUAAAGGUCGAUCACUUUCUUAUAAAACAUUCUUUAUGUGGGUAUUGAUAAGCAUAUAUCAAGGAGGAGUAAUAAUGUAUGGUGCACUUAUUAUGUUUGAAGAUGAAUUCAUUCACAUAGUAGCAAUCAGCUUUUCUGCAUUGGUCUUGACAGAAUUGAUUAUGGUUGCCUUAACAAUUAGAACAUGGCAUCAUAUUAUGAUCUUAGCAGAGAUCUUUUCUUUAGCACUCUAUUUAUUGUCUUUAGUCGUUCUAAAAGACUACUUUGAUGCUGAAUUUAUCAAGACAACUGAUUUUUUAUGGAAAGUGUUAGUCAUCACUUUAGUUUCUUGUAUGCCACUAUAUAUUCUGAAGUUUUUGAGAAAAAAAUUCUCUCCUCCAAGUUAUACCAAAUUAUCAUGAAGGACAUAUAUCAGUCUUAUUAUACCAAAAGUAUUACAAGCGAUAAAAUAUUAAUUUACAUAAAAUUACGGCAAAAAUAUUCAUGUUUGUAUAUCGGUUAUUUUUUCAAAUCAUUAAUUCGAUUAAUCGAUUUCAAAAUGCUGUUGAAAAUUUUACACAAAAAAGUAUAUGCACCAUUUUAUCCACUAACUAUUUUUGUAUAAAUUCUAAGCAAAAAAUAUUAAUAUAUAUCCCAAGAUAUGGAUUGCAGAACUUAAAGUUCUUCAAUGUUGUAAAUUAUAUUGGAUAUUUAUUACAUCAAUAUUUAUAGUCAAUCAGAGCUGUCUUAAUUAAAAUCGACUGAAGAAAACAAGUUCAAUGUAAUUUAAAUUAUUGCUUAAUACAAGGCUAUUUAUAUUCACUUCGAAUUAUAGUGCAAAUUAAUUUCUAAUUGCGAACAGAAAUCUCAUCACAAGAAAGCUUUUAAUACAGAUCUUGCAUUUUUAUGUCAUUAUUAAUAAUAAUUCUGUUGUUACAAUAAUCUAUUUAUUAAUUAAUAUAAAUUAAUCAAAUCUUUUCUUCCAUGCUAGUCUUCUAUCAUAUAAGAUUGCAUGGCAUUUAUGAUUUCUAUGAAUUUUACUAUAUUUUUGAUGUUAUUAUAUUUAUAUUUGCAAAAUUAGCAAAUAUUUUAUAAUAUUUUUAUAUUGAAUGUAUUUAUAAAAUAUUAUAUGUGGCAUGAUAGAAAGUAGAUAAUAUUUAGUUCAAUACUUGUAGAUUGAUUCUUUCCAAAAUAAAUGCCACUUCAAUUACAAUUUUGAAAUUAUAAUUAUAAAUUAUAAUUAUAAAAUAUAUGUUCGUAUUUCUUAUCUAUUUAAACUGGCAAUUGAAGAUAACAUAAGUCUGUAAUAUAACAGUCUGUGUUAAAUAUUAGAAAAAAAUUUUUAACUUUAUUUCAUUAACUUGCUAUGAACUAAUACAUAUUAUAUUUAUUAAGAUAAACUUUAUUUGUGCAAUGAAUUUGAUUGAGUCAAAAAAUAUUUCAAUAUUAUUUGCAUUAAAUAUCUCUUGUUUACUAUACCUACGUUGUUAAAUAAGAUAUAAAAUUGGCAAACAUUUUGUAUAUCAAUAUAUGUUAAAUAUGCAUGCAGGAGCUACAGUAAUUGUUAUUAAUCAUAAUGUUAAUAAAACACUAUAGAUGAUAUAGUUGUUCCUAGAUAAAUAUUGUUUGUUCCAUGAUACAUUUAUAAUUAAUUUGGCAUAAAUAAAAUAUUAUCUUCCUUCCAUUGA
Messenger RNA from Vespula vulgaris, 5177 nucleotides. RefSeq names its product probable phospholipid-transporting ATPase IIB. The coding region runs from base 606 to 3911 and encodes 1101 amino acids. The transcript is spliced from 14 exons. Gene Ontology annotation, molecular function: ATPase-coupled intramembrane lipid carrier activity; magnesium ion binding; ATP hydrolysis activity. Gene Ontology annotation, biological process: retrograde vesicle-mediated transport, Golgi to endoplasmic reticulum; phospholipid translocation; endocytosis. The record is from RefSeq and is a predicted model, not a curated record. NCBI's taxonomy places the organism in Eukaryota, Metazoa, Arthropoda, Insecta, Hymenoptera, Vespidae. Gene Ontology annotation, cellular component: plasma membrane; trans-Golgi network; endosome.